This is a messenger RNA of Cyclocybe aegerita, 510 nucleotides long. NCBI's taxonomy places the organism in Eukaryota, Fungi, Basidiomycota, Agaricomycetes, Agaricales, Hemipholiotaceae. The record is from the annotation of a GenBank genome assembly.
AUGACGCAAUACGGGGACACUGCUCGCCGGCAGUCGCCUCUCCAACUUCAACGACCAGCAUCUCAUCCAUUUCUUAAACCUUCAAACACCAUGUCUACCCAACGCUUCGCUCUUCCCCCCGGUGUCUACUACAUCCAGACCACAGAGGCUACUGCCCGCAACGUUGCUAACCCCAGCGGCGACGGUCAGCAGCUCUUCGUUGCCACGCCGUCUGGUGGCGCCGAGCAGCAGUGGUUGAUCUCCGGCAACGGCAUCAUCAGGGCCCUCAACGUCAACUCUGGCCGGUUCGCCUUGACCAAUCUGGCCUCGUCCGCCGUCCCUCAGGCCGUUACCCGCGCCACGAGCGGUGUCGAGUGGAUCAUCAACGUUGAAUGGGACCAGGGGAGCAACACCUUCAAGGGUCCCAUUCUCGCCAACGAUUCUUCCAAGCGCCGCUUCUCUCUCAACGGGAACAACAUCGAGCUGGCCGCUGCAUCCUCUAGCCAGGAAUGGGUCUUCGUCGCUGCCUAA